Molecule: messenger RNA, 1428 nt
Organism: Linum tenue
Lineage: Eukaryota; Viridiplantae; Streptophyta; Magnoliopsida; Malpighiales; Linaceae
Source: the annotation of a GenBank genome assembly
CCGCAUCCGCGCGGCUGCGCCACCACUCUCCUCUUGUCUGUUAUCCAGAAUCCAAAGCAAUCUAACCACCAAAACUUUUCUGCAUAGAAGUGCGAGCUCUGGUCUCGACAGUCCACGGCCCACAAUCUACAUACCAUAUAUUAGAGCGGCCGUGAAAGGCGAUGGCUUUGUGGGUGAGAACUACAAUGGCUAAGUACUGUAGCUACUCCACUCAGCUUCCUAUCCAUUUCGCCGAGAGACCCAUUUCUGCUUUCCCCGCCAAACGCCUUCUUACAGUUCGUUCCAAGGCUUUCUCCGUCCAAGCUUCCGCUAAAGAUGGUUCAUCAACUAGUGUUGGAUUUCUGGGUCUGGGAAUUAUGGGGUCUCCAAUGGCGCAAAAUCUUUUAAAAGCUGGGUGUGAUGUAACUGUGUGGAAUAGGACGAAGAGCAAAUGUGACCCUUUGAUAAGCUUAGGUGCAAAAUAUAAACCUUCUCCUGAGGAAGUAGCUGCUGAAUGUGAUGUGACAUUUGCUAUGCUUGCUGAUCCUGAUAGUGCAGGGUUUUGUGUGUGUGUGUGUGUGUUGAUUCUGAUGUUCAUGAAUUUUACUGCCAGUUAUGUAGAUGUCUCAACUGUAGAUGGUGGGACUUCUAAAUUGAUCAACCAACGUAUCAAGUCUACCGGUGCAUCAUUUUUGGAGGCUCCUGUCUCUGGUUCGAAAAAGCCGGCAGAAGAUGGCCAACUGAUCUUUCUCACUGCCGGUGACAAACCUCUCUAUGACUUGGCGUCUCCUUUCUUGGACAUAAUGGGGAAGUCGAGAUUCUACCUUGGCGAUGUUGGAAAUGGAGCUGCUAUGAAACUUGUAGUCAACAUGAUGAUGGGAAGUAUGAUGGCUACUCUCGCUGAAGGACUGCUGUUGAGCGAGAAAGUAGGGCUCGACCCAAACGUGUUAGUCGAGGUACUGUCACAAGGCGCCAUAAGCGCUCCAAUGUACUCGAUGAAAGGACCAUCGAUGAUCAAAUCCGCCUAUCCUACAGCUUUCCCACUAAAACAUCAGCAGAAGGACAUGAGGCUUGCUUUGGGUCUAGCAGAAUCUGUUUCACAGCCAACACCAAUUGCAGCAGCUGCUAAUGAGCUGUAUAAGGUGGCAAAAGCUCGUGGACUUAGUGAUGACGAUUUUUCUGCUGUCAUUGAAUCAUUGAGAGCAAAGCUAGGCUCUUCAUGAACACAAGGGAGAGACUAGGUUUUCUAUCGAAGAGCUUCCUUUAGCGUUUAGACCAUUGCUAAACUGAUAUCUUAUGGAAUAUGGAUAGAGCAUAGUCCCUUGUUGUUGCUUGCAAGCAACCCUCUUCUCAAUUCUCGUUUUCGGUUCCAUUCUUGCUUCCAAAAUCCAAAUGCUUGUAGAAACUAAAAUGUGAGAAACAAGGAGAAUUUUGAACGUUUCAUGUGCC